AUGCGUUUCGACAUCCAAUCCUACCGGGCGAUCGCGAUUCUCGCCGUCGUCGGAUUCCAUCUGUUUCCCGAAGCGCUACCGAAUGGCUAUCUCGGCGUCGACGUCUUCUUCGUCAUCUCCGGCUUCCUCAUGUCGCGCAUCCUCUACUCGAAGGCGAUCGACCACAAAACCAUCAAUGUGACGAUGGUUUUCUGUGUGAUCUACUACCUUCUAUUGUUCCUCAUCAACUUCGGCAAACACCUAUUCCGAGCCGAAGUCUGGUGGCCGGCCAAUCAGCUCUACGCGUUCUUCUCGGCGUUGUUCCUGACCAACGUCAAAGUGUUGGCCGAUCAGCGCGAUUAUUUCAAAGCCUUUGAGGCCAAUAUCAAAUCGUCCAACAUUUUCCUUCAUUGUUGGUCGCUGAGUGUCGAAGUUCAAUUCUAUCUCAUCGUCCCAUUCAUUUUCAUCGGAAUCCAUUUCAUCAAGCGUCUCAAAGCUCGGAUCGUCGCACUUCUGAUUCUCGCCGUCGUCUCCUAUUCGCUGACAUUCUACAGCUCGAGUGUCGCGUUCAACUUCACACCGUCGCGCGUGUGGCAAUUCGCUUUCGGCAUUCUCGCCGACGUCGUCAAACGCGCCGAAUCGACGGAACUCAAAAAAUCGGAAAAAUGCGGCGAUCGAGAAUUCAUCGCGAUUCAAUUGCAAUCUGCCCUUCUUGCCAGCUUGUUCCUCAUCUUCUGGCCGUCGACAAUCGCGUCUCAACUGAUUCGGCCGCUGAUCACCGCCGUCGCCGCACUCCUCAUCUAUGCGGACCUUCAAUUCCCAAUCCUCAAUUCAUCAGCGCUCUGCUACAUCGGCGACAUCUCCUACAUCAUCUAUUUGGUGCACUGGCCAAUUAUAUUGCGUCGAAGCGCGUUUGCAACCGAAUUUCUAGACUUGUGCUUCUUCUUAUCCAUCGGCAUUCAUCAUCUCAUCGAGAAGCCGCUGCUCCGCCAGCAACCGUCGAUCGUCGUCGCGAUGCUUCUCGCGUGCAUCGCCGCCAAUUGCGCCCUACUCUACACCGAGUUCAAGCACGCCGACGUGCUGAAAUUCGCCACACCGUAUUCGCCGAAAGUCGACGAGAAUCUCGCGCUGGACAACUUCUUCUGGCAGAAUGCGACGACGUUCAAAUUGUUGCCGACGCCCGAUGACGUCGACAUUCACACCACCUAUUUUGGGCACAAACGAUUCGUGUCCGGCAAUGGGACCCUCAAAUACCUCCUAUUAGGCAAUAGCUAUAUGUCGAAUCAAGCCGAGGCUAUUCGAAUGUCAUUGAAUGGAAACUACUCAACGUUUGAGAGUGUUGGAGUCUUAGGCAAUUAUGUGCUUUAUGAGGACCAUCCGCCGAAGACGGCGCUUCUUGAGAAGAUCACAAAUCGGGUGGCAAUCGAUUACAAGCCUGAUGUGAUUUUGAUAAUUCUAAAACAUGCUGCAGAUACGGUAAAAACGGCAAUGGACAAUCCGGAUAGCGAUCGAAUUCUUCACGAAAUGCGAGAGAAUCUCAAAAUUUUGCAAUCGUGCUCGAAGAGAAUCUAUAUAAUGCGGCCGCUUCCGCAAGCGCCUCUCAAAUUUUUGAACAUGUUCGUCGCCGAUUUGAUGAACGACGCUGACGAGCUCGAUCGAUUCCAUAUCCCUUAUACGAAGCAUAAAACAACCUUCAAACAAUUGACGAAGAGGCUCGAGAAUUUGAAUUGCCCCAAAUGUCAGCUCUACGAUCUGGCUAGUGUACAGCUUCACGGAAAUGUCUACCAUACGUUCGAUCCCGCGACGAAUCUUGUCUACUACGAGAACACCAUUCAUUUCACCCAACCAUUCUUAGAUCUCAUCCAGCCAUUCUAUUCGAAUCUCACCAGCAACAUACAACUUUAA
Caenorhabditis bovis is the source of this 1884-nucleotide messenger RNA. The record is from the annotation of a GenBank genome assembly. Lineage: Eukaryota; Metazoa; Nematoda; Chromadorea; Rhabditida; Rhabditidae.